AUGAAGACGCUUGGUCUACGUCGCUCGACGAACAAGGAAGCGUCUGCCGCGCCCGGAUACAGUCCCCAGACGCUCCCAACGCUCAGCAAGCCCGUAUCUGCUGUAGUUCCGCCCAAAAAGGUCAUCAGAGCCCUCGCUAGCCACCGACCCACCGCGCCUCAAGAGUUGUCGUUUGCAAAGGGCGACUUCUUCUAUGUGAUCCGAGACGUCGUGCAUGCGAAUGGAACGAUCACGGGUGCCAGGGGGCUCGUCCCAAAGGAGCUGUUUGAAGGAUUUGACAAGUCCAAUGCCGCACAACGUUCUAUUGCUCUUGGAGGCCCUGGAGCUAGAAUCUCCGGCCCAAGCCAGCCCGUCGAUGCCGCUCGCUUUUCCAAUCCACCAACGUCGCCACGGCAGACUCCCGUCUUCUAUGCCGUCGUACAGCACGACUUUCAGGCCGAGCGUCCAGACGAGCUCGAUGCAAAGGCCGGAGACGCAAUCUCUGUCGUUGCACACUCGAACCGAGAGUGGUUCGUCGCUAAGCCUAUUGGACGACUCGGAGGUCCCGGUUUGAUUCCCGCGUCUUUCCUCGAGGUCCGAGACCCUGUAACAGGCCAGCCCAUCACCGACAUAGAUGCUCUCAUCGACCGCGGAGAAUUGCCACCGGUGGAAGAGUGGAAAAAGGCGACAAUGAACUACAAAGCCAGCAGCAUUGCAUUGGGCGUGAUCGACAGUCCAAACGCUGGUCCGGUUCCCAAUUCCAAGUUUCAGCAAAUGGCAAUGACUUCCCCUGGCGCUGAGAAUCGUUUCACCUAUGACCCCACCAACCCUUCAAACGCCUACCGACCAGAGGAUGUCAACACAUUUUCCGACGCUCGGCAAGACUACGACACGGAUCAGCGCGACUCGCUGCCACCGCCAGACCUCUCCAGGCUCGAUUUGGCUGACCCGCUGCCGUUUGGCGUCCUCAUCCGUGCAGAGGUGUCCUCCUUCCAUUACGAAUCCAACGACUGGGUGUUCCGUGUGAAUGCGACGUUCAGACCCGAUCCUCCAGCGAAAAAGAAUCCUUUUGAUCCCGCGCCUCUCAUGUCACGCGAGUUGACACUGUUCCGUGUCUAUGACGACUUUUACGUCUUCCAAAUACAACUGCUCGCGUCGUUCCCAGUCGAAGCCGGUCGGGAUCCCGAUCGACCAGACGAAGCGCCGCCCGAGGAUGAGGAUGGCCCGAGCACUCGCAUUCUUCCCUACAUGCCAGGCCCACAAGACGACGUCGACGAGACGGUAACAGACACACGGAGACAUGAUCUCGAUGUCUACCUCAAAGAGCUGGUGGCGUUGCGCGAGGUCGGGGCUGAGCACAUUCUUCGGUGCGAGCUCGUACGAAAGUUUUUCGCCGCUCGUGAUGGAGAUAUAGAAAAUGAAGUCCCGCUUCCCGACGAAGAUUAUCCUCCACAGGACAAUACACGGGGCUAUUACGACCACCAGCCUCAGGACGACUAUCACACUCGUUCUACCCAAAGCCAGCGACAACCCUCGGACUAUCAUGAUGCCCAAUCGAGAACGACAAGUUCGAACACCUAUUCCAGCCGAGCUCCCUCAACUGCCGAGACAUAUCACUCUAAAGAGUUGGGCCAUCCGUAUGCGAAAGCAAAAGCACCCACUAACCCCGUCCGUGACUCGAGGGACUCUGGAGAGGGUGAAGUAGGAUAUGGGCGGAUGUCAGAGCUUGACAGUGGACGCGGAUGGACCGACUCCAAGUAUUCCCAGCCGCACCCUUAUGCGCGAGAAUCGGCUGCUAGCCACCAGCGCGAACCCUCUAUUAUCAAGUCUCCUAUAACACGUUACAACUCUUCCUCGUACGGAUCACCCAAACAGCAUCGCGAUAGUUCUCCACUGCGAUCGACCUAUGCGCAAUCGAAUGGCCGCGAUAGCGAGUAUCGCAGCCAUACCACUACUCCAAGUAUCUCGACUGGCAACCCAAAUAGUCCCAGGAUCAGCAGUAAUAACCACAAUGCUGCGUUUGUGAAGAUUAAAAUAUUCCAUUCGAGCACAGACGAGCUGAUUGCUAUUCGCGUCAGCCCGCGAGUGUCGUUGCGACAGCUCAUGGAAAAAGUACGCGAGCGGCUAGGAGACGACGUGGCCAAUGUCAAAUAUCGAGAUGGGAUGGCUGCCGGUUCUGGCGGCACUGGCCACUUUGUAGACAUUUUAGAUGAUGCUCAUCUGAGAGAAUGGAUGAGCAGCGGCGACAAGCUUGUGCUCUAUGCGGAAUGA
Serendipita indica DSM 11827 is the source of this 2250-nucleotide messenger RNA. Lineage: Eukaryota; Fungi; Basidiomycota; Agaricomycetes; Sebacinales; Serendipitaceae. The record is from the annotation of a GenBank genome assembly.